Molecule: messenger RNA, 3282 nt
Organism: Trichogramma pretiosum
Lineage: Eukaryota; Metazoa; Arthropoda; Insecta; Hymenoptera; Trichogrammatidae
Gene: kn
Product: transcription factor collier
Exons: 12
Coding region: 1008-2978 (656 amino acids)
Biological process (GO): regulation of transcription by RNA polymerase II
Molecular function (GO): RNA polymerase II cis-regulatory region sequence-specific DNA binding; DNA-binding transcription factor activity, RNA polymerase II-specific
Source: RefSeq, a predicted model, not a curated record
GCAACGACGCGCGGCUAGGGACUUGCGCUGAUGGCACAGCAGCAGCAGCAGUAGUAGGCAGUAGUAGUAGGCAGUGCUGCGGCAGAUACAGUCACCCCUCUACCACUACCACAGCAGACGGAGACUCGAGCCUUGCGACGCUCUCUCCUGUUAUACCCAGCAGCAGUUCGCUCUAUCUAUAUCUCUCGCACGGACGCAAGCGUCUGCUGUGCGCUGCUUCUCUCUCGCGUGCCCGGUGAACUUUUUGCCAUUUCUCGGGGCCUCCUUAUUCUCCUCUCCUACUCUCUCUUCCUCUCUCUCUCCAUGGCAUGGGCGGCCAUCUAUUCUCGCUUCGAACGACACUCAGGUGUGAGACUACCGUCCCGGGAGCCUCUUUACAUAUAAACAGUGCGUUGUGAGACUCUCGACUGCUCGAGACGUUGCAAGAGGAUCCCUGUCUCUGUACCCAUUGACAACCUAUAUACCCAGUGCGCGUAAUACUAUACCAAUCCGAACGGUUUAAAUGCCGAUCGUUGUUUGUCGCUAAAGUGUCGUGUCCAUUGAGGAAAUAAAUGAAAAAACAGUGCGCGAAGCUGCGAGGACUAUAAUAAUAAAAUAUACACACGAUAUAAAACUGUUCGCGUGAGACGCGAGAGUGAGAUCGAAAAGAAAAACAGUGUUGAUCGUUCAUCGCGUAAUACGAGACGCGCUCGAAUUUUUUGUUAUUGUUGUGUCCGUUGCUGUUGGUUUUCUCGAGUGCGUAAGCGAACGGCCUCACGACGCGUUCCGACGAGUGGAACAGUCUGCUGCCCAGCUCCACGUUGGUGGGCGCUGGGGGCACGCCAUGGCUCGGCCUCGGCGCAGCGGCGGCGGGUGCCGGAGGCACGGGGACCAGCGCGGGCGCGGGCAGCCCCGUCGAGCUCGAGGGCCACUGGGGCCGCAAGCUCUACGGGGCCAGCGUGGCGCCGCCCCCGCCCGCCACGCACCACCAUCAUCCGCGCACGCCACUGGUGUUCGCGCCCCAGGACAUGAGGCAGAUCCUGAAGGAGGAGCCCGUACCCAGGGCCUGGCCACAGCCGACGCUCGCCGACAAUAACGGAACGGUGCUUGGCAGGGCGCACUUUGAAAAGCAGCCACCGAGCAAUUUGAGAAAGAGCAAUUUUUUUCACUUCGUCAUUGCCCUGUACGAUCGCUUGGGUCAACCAAUUGAGAUCGAGAGGACGGCGUUCAUUGGAUUUGUAGAAAAAGAUCAGGAAACAGAUGGCCAAAAGACCAACAAUGGGAUACAAUACAGGCUGCAGCUUCUUUACUCAAACGGUGUCAGACAGGAACAGGACAUAUUUGUUAGACUCAUUGAUUCAGUCACCAAACAGGCUAUCAUGUACGAGGGACAGGACAAGAAUCCGGAGAUGUGUCGCGUUCUUCUGACGCACGAAGUCAUGUGCAGCCGAUGCUGCGACAAGAAGAGCUGCGGCAACAGAAACGAGACGCCUAGCGAUCCUGUCAUCAUCGAUCGGUUUUUCCUAAAAUUCUUCCUCAAGUGCAAUCAAAACUGCUUGAAGAACGCCGGAAACCCCAGGGACAUGCGAAGAUUUCAGGUCAUCAUCAACACUGCGGUGACGGUCGAUGGACCAAUGCUGGCCAUCUCUGACAACAUGUUCGUACACAACAACAGCAAACACGGCCGCCGAGCGAAGCGGCUGGAUCCGAGCGAUCCGUCGGAAUACAAUGCGGGGCUGUAUCCACCCCUGCAAAUGGCUUCGCCCUGCAUAAAGGCCAUGUCGCCGAGCGAGGGUUGGACAUCGGGCGGCUCGACCGUCGUCAUAAUUGGCGAUAACUUCUUCGACGGGCUUCAAGUCGUCUUCGGCACCGUGCUGGUCUGGAGCGAGCUAAUUACGCCACACGCGAUGAGGGUUCAGACGCCACCCAGACAGAUACCCGGCGUCGUGGAGGUCAUAUUGUCGUACAAGGGCAAGCAGUUCUGCAAGGGAGCACCGGGACGCUUCGUAUACGUGUCACUGACAGAGCCGACGAUCGCCUACGGCUUCGAGCGCCUCCAGAAGGCCAUACCGCGCCAUCCGGGCGACCCCGACAAGCUGCCCAAGGAGAUCAUACUGAAGCGCGCUGCUGACCUAGCCGAGGCUCUGUACGGCGUGGGCGGCCGCGGUCCGGUGCCACCGCCGCGCAGUCCGGGCUCGAACGUCGGCCACUCCUCGGCGGUGCAGUCGCAGCCGCCGACCUCGACGACCUCCGGGGCGACGGCCUUCAACUCGUACUCGGGCCAGCUCGCCGUGACCGUGCAGGAGAACGGCGCGUCAUCCAAAUGGACCGACGGUUCGUUUAACAAUAACUUUUGUUACGGCACGCAGCAGUCGGCCCAGAAUGCACCGGGUAGCGCUGGCGGCGGCGGCAGCUCGGGUGGCAACACCAGCAACAGCAGCAACGGGAGCGCCGGUGCGCCACCUGCCGAGGCGUAUCAUCGCCAGAGCAGCAGCGCCAGUCCCCGGGGCCACAACAACAGCAACAACAGCAACAACGGAGGCUCCAACGGCUACUGCGGAGGUGGUGGCGGUGGCGGUGGUGGCUCGGCCGCGAGCACGCCCCACAGCCACAGCGCCAGCAGCUACUCCGUGGGCAGCAAUCCGUACGCGGGCAGCCCGACCCUCUACACGUCUCGUAAGUCCUCAGACGAAGAGUACUACAAUUAUUAUUAUUCGGAAGAUUUAAAUCAGUCGGGCUGCUACGAAGACGUGCAGUCGUACGAGCACUUUUUGGCACAGCACAAUCCACAACAACAGCUACAACAACAAGCACACAAUUACAUAUCGGACUCUGACAGUAGCUUGAUAGAGGCGCAGGCCGUCGCUGCGACGAGCUACUAUCAGAGUUACGGCGGCGGCGUGCCGUGCCACGACAACCAGCUUUAUCACACGGUCACACCACAGCAAUACUAUACACAGCUUCCAACCACACACGCAGCUCAACACUUUGUCCAAUGAUAUAAUGAUAUUUAGUUAUUUUCUGCCUGACUUUUAACCGCACACACACACACGCUUAUAUGAUAUCACACGCACAAGACUCGAAAUGCACAAGACACUGGAGAUGCAGCAACAGCACCGCAGCUUUUAUUUUUUCUCACUCUCUUCACCAACGUCUCUCUCUCUCUCUUGCGUUCGUUGAUUUUUACGUUUUUGUUCUUAUGGUUUUAGCGCACGAACAGUACGGGAUUUUCUAUACGUCCGAAGGUAGCAGCGCAUUCGCACCUGUAGUCCGACCGCCGACUACCUCGGUCCCGCCGCACUG